AUGGAAGACAUGCAAGAUUUUCCAAGUUUACAAACGUUGGAGGUAAGUCAUUGUACAGAGUUGGUGUCAUUAGGAGAUAAAGAGAUAAUUAAUAUGGGGAGUAUGAGUAUCAUGGAAUCUAUUAAAGAAGUGAUGAUUGUUCGAAAUUUUGUAAUGGAGAGUUACACUUGUCCACGUAGUGUUGAGAGGUUACGACUCUUUCAAUGUAGUUCAAUGACAUCCUUCACCUUCUCAACAUGGCAGGAGCACCCCCACCCCACUCCAGAGAAAGGUUUUGGUUUUCUUCAAUUUUUUUGUCUAAGAUAUCUUCAGAUUGGUGAUUGCAAGAAUCUAAAGUCGUUUCCUCAUGAGCAUUUGCAAAGUCUCACAUCUUUGGAAGAACUGUUUAUGCGAGAUUGUCCAAGUUUGGAUUACUCAUUUCCUUGUGGGUUGUGGCCUCCUAAUUUAAGUAUCCUAUCUAUAGGUCGCCUAAAUAAACCCAUGUCAGAGUGGGGCCAUCAGAAUUUUCCAACCUCAUUGGUUAAACUAAGCUUAUAUGGCCAAAAUUCAGGAGUGGUUUCACUUGCAGUGGCAAAAUAUAUGAGGAAUACCACUGAUUCAUCAUCUUUUCUUCUUCCACCAUCUCUAGUUUCUCUAGAACUUGAAGGUUUUAUGGAGAUAGAAUCACUUUCAGAGGUCUUACAACAGCUACCAUGUCUUAAACAUCUUGAUACUUCAUCAUGCUCAAAGCUUAAAGAUCUGCCUGAGACAACUUCUACCCUAUAA
Messenger RNA from Lactuca virosa, 765 nucleotides. The record is from the annotation of a GenBank genome assembly. NCBI's taxonomy places the organism in Eukaryota, Viridiplantae, Streptophyta, Magnoliopsida, Asterales, Asteraceae.